GUUUACACAAAACGCAAUGAAAUAUUAUUUCACAAUCACGUUAAAAAAUGUGUUUCUGGUGACUCUUUGCUCUAACAUUCCAUAUACUGUUAUCUUAUCAGGACAGUUGCAAAAGCUUCGAGUAAAAAUCGUUCAAUGUGUGGUGCUUCGCAUUAGAGCUCGCUGUUGUGUGUACGUGCGAUCGAAUUACAAUUUAGUCAACGAACAACGACAAAACGAAAUCGAACGGAUAUCAAAAAUUUUGUUCUUACCUAAUUAAUAAAAGUGCCUCUAAACAAAAGCACAGGAUUUUUGUAGCUUCUAUAUUUAAUUUUUUUAAAAUACUUUGAAAAGUGAAGUACAAUUAAGAGAAAACAAGAUGGUGUCUGUGGAAACGAUUGGAUCGAUAUUUAUCAAAACUCUGAAAUUGACGAUCAACGUUGUUAUUCUUAUCCUUUACUGUAUUGGGGAUGAGGGCAUUUUUUUGGGCGUUAGCGGAACAUGGAAUUUAAAUGAAGAAAAAAGCCCUUCACCGGAAAUCGUAGCCUCUGGUAUAUUUGUAGGUUUUCUAAUCUAUACCACUGUGCACACAGUGGCUUUCUUCUUCGGCACCACCAAGCAUAAACGUGAGCUGACAGACACACUGAUGAAUAUGGUCGGCACAGCCAUGUGGAUUGCCAUUGGCGGUGUGGCUUUACAUUAUUGGGGCGGCUAUAUGUCUGACCAGGACUUUCUCUACGUAAAUGCUGAGCGUCAAACGGGCAUCGCAAUGGGUGCGCUGUGUGUAAUUGAAGGUGCUCUUUAUUUAUUGGACACUGUAUUAGCUUGCAUACACUAUUCCAAGGCUGAGGAUAUCGAAUACACAGGCGUUGGGCAUUAGACGCAGAAGUUCAUCAGCAUUGUACAAAAUCUUUACUUUUUAUAAUCAAAUAGUUACUGUAGUGCAAAUUAAUUUUACAAAAAUGCAGAAAACCAUUCAUUGAACACGGAUUCAAUUAAGUGAGAACGGGCUCAAACAGCUAACAUUACCAUUAUCUUUAAUCAAAUAAUUUAAUUGUGAAUAAAAAAAAUAUGUAUGACAGUUUCAUCGUCAAAUGAAAAAUGUUAAUUAUAAUUACUUUCAAAUACCAUUUUAGGUUUAUCUAUCUACUUUACACAGUUUUUAUCAUAUUAUGAUUUUAUUUUGUGUUUAAUAAAUGGGUACAUGGCCCCAAGAUUACCACAAAAUUUCAUAUCUCUUCAAUAAAAUGCAUGCCUCAAUUAAA
Bactrocera neohumeralis is the source of this 1244-nucleotide messenger RNA. It is a transcript of the gene Ssk, whose product is annotated as protein snakeskin. Bases 359 to 859 code for a protein of 166 amino acids. The record is from RefSeq and is a predicted model, not a curated record. Gene Ontology annotation, biological process: septate junction assembly. Lineage: Eukaryota; Metazoa; Arthropoda; Insecta; Diptera; Tephritidae. The transcript is spliced from 3 exons.